Molecule: messenger RNA, 1779 nt
Organism: Purpureocillium takamizusanense
Lineage: Eukaryota; Fungi; Ascomycota; Sordariomycetes; Hypocreales; Ophiocordycipitaceae
Exons: 3
Coding region: 1-1779 (592 amino acids)
Source: RefSeq, a predicted model, not a curated record
AUGGAAGCCGUUCACGAUGCUCUCUUGCAGGUGGAAGGGCAGGCCGACUGGGCGGCGAGGGGUUCCGGCAGUGGGUACAGCCAUUCGGGGUACAAUCAGCAAAUUGCGGGCCAGGCGAGCCGUCUGGUCCUGGUGAACGGAGGGAAUAAGGAGACAGAUCCGUUUAUUAACCUGCGAUUUCGGGACAAGACGGGGAUGCUCAACGGACAAGAUCUCGUCGAACUCAUGCAGUUCAUCCUCAAGACGCGCCUCAAGGUCACCAACAGCAUCAUCCAAGAUGAGUGGCAUAUCAAUGGUGAGGAUCUUAUGCGGGCCGUCCAAGGCGCAAGCCAUCCGAGCAACGCACUGGCGAGGUUCGAGGACGAAGUCCGCUACCUACCAAUGGCACCGACGAAGAUGAACAAGGAGCUCAUCCGCACACACCUCCAACUCAUGAGCCGCUUCAAGGCGUCCCUUGACGGCAGCCCCCGGCCCAACAACCGCUUCAUGAAACAUUGGAUCCCGUACUCGAUUCAAGACCCGCUGGUGCUGCACGUCAUUCUGUGCUCGACGGCCAGCUUUCUCAACGAGACGGGCCGGGUCCCCAAGGUUAUGCUGCUCGUGCACCGCGCCACCGCUACGCGGAUGAUCAACGAGCAUAUAAGCGAUCCGCGAAGGUGUACAGACGACUCGGCCAUGCUCGCCGUCGCACAGUCGAUUCUCACAUCGUGGUACUGGGGCGGCACCGACGAGCUCCACGCCCACAUGCUUGGCUUCAAGCGCAUGAUCGAGUUGAGAGGCGGCCUGCAGAACUUGGGUAUGGAGGGCUAUACGAGUAAGAUCUCGCUCAUUAACGACUUUGUCAUCGCGCUGGUACACGAGACGCGGCCCAUUCUCUUCGGCCAGCUGGGAUUCGAGUUUGAAGACGUGGUCCGGGUGCCGUUGCAGGUCAACUUCAACUCGCCGCUACUGUUCGACUGCCCGCUGUUCCUCAGCGCGGCAUCGCCGCUCCGGCUGCAUCAGCACACAGCCCGGAUACUAGACGAGAUGCGGAUUGUGCACCGGAUCGUCGCCGACUUAUCCGACGAUGGCACGCAGGAAGAGGAAGCCUCCGUCUAUGCGGCAGCGGACGCUGCUUUGGCGACGAUAGCUUACAUGCCCGAGGACGUGGCGCUCUUGGAAAGCGACUCGGAGAAGUCGACGGGGCCUGCCAACGUGAGCGGCGGCGGCUUGAAGCGAAAGCGGCAAGGGGACGACACGGCGGAGCCGCGAAAGGCGGGGACAACGGCGGCGGAAACGAGGGCAGCCUCGGGCGAGGAGAUGCCGGACCUGGUUCACCGGUGCGUGCGCAAGGCCGCGCUGAUAUACUGUCAAGCGGUGCGGGACCGGGUGCCAACGAGCAGGACGUGCAGCGAAGACGACUUCAACCAGGUAUGGCAUUGGGCAUGGGGUGCGGGGCUGGAUCGGUGGGCGGCGCUCAGCGGCGUCUUCGUGUGGGUGAUGAUUGCGGUGGUGCCGAGCUCGCUGGCGCUGGUGCACUCGCGCAUGGUCAAGUCGCUACUGGUAACGGGCUUCAUGUACCUGGGGACGGAGAAUUGGCACGUGGCGGCGGACAUUGCGACGGCGGGACUGAAGAUGCAGAGAUGGCUCCGGGGACGCAGAGACGUGAUGCAAGGGGGCCUGGUGAGCGAGGCAUGGGGGGGCGAGACGGUGGUGGAGAGGCACGGGUUCGCGUUCAAGGACGAAAUGCCGGAGGUGGUGCCGGCGACGAUGGAGGAGGAUCACGAAUCGGACGCGUAA